AUGGGCUCCGUCUGGUCUCGCCCGACGCCUAGCGCUGCAGCCGUGCCAGCUCAGCAGCAGCAGCAGCAGCAGCGCUUCCGCGUCAGGAAAGUCGCCAUCAUCGGCGCGGGCCCGGCGGGCUUGGCCGCGGCCAGGUACCUCAGAGCCCAAGGCGCCGUCGACUCCAUCACCGUCUUCGAGCAGCAGCGCGAGGUCGGCGGCGUCUGGCUCUACAGCGGCCUCGCGCCCAAGGAGGUGCCCGUGCCGCAGCAGGAUCCCUUCUGGGGCCCCGAGCCGGCGAUAUGGCCUGACGGGGCGGACGCUCCGGUGUUUCCUUCGCCCAUGUAUGAGAGGCUGCAUGCGAACAUCCCGGGGUCGCUGAUGAGGUUCCACGACAGAGAGUUUCCCAGCGAUGCGUGGGCGUUCCCUAGGAGGGAGGAGAUACAGGAGUAUCUGGUCCGGUAUGCUGAGGAUCUGAGGCAUCUCGUCAAGUUCUGCCACGAGGUGACGCGGGUACAGUUGGAGACCCGGGAUGGCAGGGAUCAGUGGCAUGUGGAAGCAAAGUCGACGCUGAACGACGACGAGGUCGUCCGCGAGACGUAUGAUGCCGUUGUCGUUGCAAACGGGCAUUAUUCAGUGCCUUACAUACCGGCCAUCGCAAACAUACAAGAGUUCAAUAAAGCACACCCCUCCAUCAUCACUCAUUCAAAGCAGUACCGGAGAAACGACGGCUUCAGGGACAAGAAAGUCGUCGUCGUCGGCAAUGGACCCUCCGGCCUUGACGUCGCAUAUCAAAUCAACCAAGUCGCCGGCAAGACGCUCCUUUCCGUAAGACACGCAACGUCCCCCGACAAACUCUCCCACAUCGGAUGCGAAGAGGUCCCCGAGAUAGUCGACUUUCUGCCGGACCAGCAAGGCGUUUGCUUCAUAGACGGAAGCGUAGAGAGGGAUAUAGACCACAUCGUUUUCUGCACAGGGUUCCUGUUUGGCUAUCCUUUCCUCCAGGAGCUCAACCACAAGAUCAUCACCUCUGGGCGCGGCGUUCACGGAUUGUAUCAGCACCUGUUUCUCAUCGAGCACCCGACGCUCGUCUUCCCUGCGCUCAACAUGAAGUCCGUUCCGUGGCAUUUGGCGGAAUCGCAAGCUGCGCUUUUCUCGGCCGUAUGGGCCAACGAUCUGGAGCUGCCCUCGGACGAUGAAAUGUGGCGUUGGAGUAGAGAGUUGGAAAAGAGGCAAGGCGAGGCCUUGCACGUGUAUCCGGCGGUGGGAGAUGACGGAAAGCAUAUAAACGAGCUGUAUGACUGGGUGAAGACGGCGAAGCGUGUCGGCAAGGAGCCGCCUCGAUGGGAUGGCGAGCUCUUUUGGGAACGCUCCAUCUGCUUUGAGGCCAAGAUCAAGUUUGAGGACGACGGAUGCAGAGCCAAGACGCUGGACGAGCUUGGCUUCCACUAUGAGCCUGACAAGGAGACAUUGGCUGCAUGA
Molecule: messenger RNA, 1461 nt
Organism: Trichoderma citrinoviride
Lineage: Eukaryota; Fungi; Ascomycota; Sordariomycetes; Hypocreales; Hypocreaceae
Product: FAD/NAD(P)-binding domain-containing protein
Exons: 1
Coding region: 1-1461 (486 amino acids)
Molecular function (GO): N,N-dimethylaniline monooxygenase activity; NADP binding; flavin adenine dinucleotide binding
Source: RefSeq, a predicted model, not a curated record